UAGAGGGGAAGCGGCGAGCGUCGGUGGAGCGAGUUGGACUGCGUUUUGCGGGGGGGGGUGGGGGUCGAAGAGCGGCGGCGGAAGAGCAGCGGGUCGGCUUCUAAGGGCCCGUGUGUGUCGCUGCUCGUGAGCGAGCGAGACGGACAGAAGUCGUUGAGACUUCUCCCCUGGAGCUUCUGUGCCGAGAAUCCGAUGUUGGGCUCGGCUACCUGGCUGAACACAGCAGAUCAGCCCAUGAAAACUUCUAUUCCUAGCCAAAGGAAGGAGUCCAGCGAAAGGCAGCACCUAGUCUUUCAGGCUUGGAAGCAAGAAAGGGGACAGGAGUUGGACAGUGUGGAAUCUGAGAAGACAACUGAAAGGUGACAUUUAAGUUGAAGAUGGGUGGUGGAGAAAGGUUUAACAUUCCAGUUCCACAGGCUAGAAAUACCACCAAGAACCAUCAACAACUUAAAAACAGACAGAAGAGUAAAGAUCAGAACUCUCAGAUGAAGAUGACCUAUAUGAAGAAGGAAAGAGGACAUGGAUGCAACUCAUCGGCUGCAUGGCAGGCCAUGCAGAAAGGGGGAAAGAACAAUGUUCACUUUCCCAAUAAUCAAAAUUGGAGUCCUAAUUUAUCAAGUCCCAACUUGUUUUUCACACCUCAAACCAAUCAGAACUAUGCUGGAGCAAAAUUUAGUGAGCCACCCUCACCAAGUGUUCUUCCUAAGCCACCAAGCCACUGGGUACCUGUUUCUUUUAAACCUUCUGAUAAAGAAAUAAUGACAUUUCAGCUUAAAACAUUACUUAAAGUCCAGGCUUGAGAUGUAACUUUAAAUAUUCUUAGUUAUUUAAAUUUACAGGGUUUCAAAUUUGAGAAUAGGCAUUUAUAACUCCAGAUAUAAAGGUAGAUGGAACUAGCUGUUCUUGCUGCAUAUAGUUGGCCUGCUGGAAGGGGAGCAGGGAUAGUUUACAUACCCCUCCAGUGCUUCACCUCAAAAACUGUACUGCUUGCAUUUCACUGUGAAAAAGAUAUUUCAUCUAUAGUAAACUUCAGCUCAGAGCAAGUUGCUGAUUCUUGCUUUUCCUGUGGCAGAUCUGGAUCGUGUGUCAAAAUUUGAAAUUGUGACUACUUCCUUGUAUAGUAUUAGGAAUGGUAUUAGAAAACCACCUUUUGCCUAACUUAAUGCAGCAUUAACUGGGGAAAAUACACUGAAAGCUUUAGUCAGUUACUUUGUUUUUUAAACUUGCUAGAUAUAUAAAAGCUCUGCAGAGCAGACUUCCUAGCAGAGGAGAUUUCCACCUAGGUGGUACUAGUAGAAAAUGCAGAGUUCUUAAUAUCUGUGAGCUUUUAUUUGGCACUCUUGAAUCACUGGACAAGCAUUCAAGCCUGUGACUAAAACUUAGGUGUAGGAAAUUGGCUCCUUAAAUAUUUUCGCAUGGAUAGAAUCAGGCAAAUCAGUAUUUUGGUCUUUAUCCAGCUCUAGAAAUUUCAUGGAAAUCUCAAGUCAAACUGUGCCAACUAAUGACAUACUUUACAUUGCCAGAUGACUGCCAGAAACUUAAACCUUUGUAUUUUGAUUGCACUGAUAAGUUUUAAAAUGCAUUUUUGUAUCAAUUUUGUAAUUGUGAAAAGAAAAGGAGUAGAGUUACUUGGGCUGGUCUUAAAUUGGUUACCCUGUAAUACUGUUCUAAGUUACUGUAGCUUGCGGCAGGUAUAAAAUGAUUUCGUAGAUAGGGAAAAAGAGCCAUGUAAAUACAUGUAAAACUUUGUAGCAUAUGUAAAUUUAUGCUGGGCUUUCCUGCACAAAAGUAUUUUUAGUACAAAACUGCUGAAUGUAAGAUGACCAUGCUGAGUACAUGGCCUGAUUUAAUUAAAAAAAAAUAUUUUGUUUAAGGAAAAAAAGCCUAAAAGCACACUUGUGGCUGUGCCCUUGCACUUAACGUAUAGUGAACAUGCACGUUUGUCUUUGUAGGCUCAUUUCUUAAAAUAAACUCAGUGCAAAAGAGGCUUAUUUAGAAUUUUGUAAUAAUAACAAUUAAAAAAACUUAAAAAAACAUCAAAUCUAAGGUGCUCAUGUUCUGAAUGUAUAGGAGAGACGCAUGUUAAAUGAUCAGAUUGCAAAGUGUUUAAAAUCAAUUGGAUGUCUCAUAAGAAUAGCAAACUGCUGAGCUUAGGAACCUGAUCAGAACUGAGCUGUUGUGAUAAUGUUUCAAUUUCUGAAAUCAGUCACUGCUACAACACUAUUCUGUCCCAGGAUUUACUAGUUACCAACAAUUUCAGCAGUGAAAUGAAAAAUAAGUUCUAAUAAUACUCAGUGUAUAGAUUUCAGUGCUGCCGCAAUUCAGUUGAUCUUGAUUAAAAACAACUGAACUGUCAUCAACAAAUUGAGGUUACUUAAAAAUAGUAGUUAACAACUAAUUUAACUUCAAAGUGAUUUUUGUAAUUGUAAAAUGUUUUAAAAUACGUUCUUCCUAUACAUUCAAAAUGUGUUGGCAGCUGCUCGAAUGUUUACAAAUACAUUGUUCCAAAUAGGAUGGAAUUGGCAGUCUUCUAAAUUGUGUCUUUGACCUGGAUUUUCACCAAUGUAAGCUGUAACCCAACUAGAAUUGUGUAAACUCAAUUUCAAAAUGUUAAUUACUAACUGUAAAAAUUGGAAACAACGUAAAUUGAAUAAAUUGAAUGUUUCUCCCCCCAAA
Molecule: messenger RNA, 2676 nt
Organism: Rhea pennata
Lineage: Eukaryota; Metazoa; Chordata; Aves; Rheiformes; Rheidae
Gene: PNRC2
Product: proline rich nuclear receptor coactivator 2
Exons: 3
Coding region: 378-800 (140 amino acids)
Biological process (GO): nuclear-transcribed mRNA catabolic process, nonsense-mediated decay
Cellular component (GO): P-body; nucleus
Source: RefSeq, a predicted model, not a curated record